This is a messenger RNA of Elephantulus edwardii (Cape elephant shrew), 795 nucleotides long. RefSeq names its product carbonic anhydrase VII (gene CA7). The record is from RefSeq and is a predicted model, not a curated record. Gene Ontology annotation, cellular component: cytoplasm. Gene Ontology annotation, biological process: regulation of intracellular pH. Bases 1 to 795 code for a protein of 264 amino acids. NCBI's taxonomy places the organism in Eukaryota, Metazoa, Chordata, Mammalia, Macroscelidea, Macroscelididae. Gene Ontology annotation, molecular function: carbonate dehydratase activity; zinc ion binding. The transcript is spliced from 7 exons.
AUGACCGGCCACCACGGCUGGGGCUACGGCCAGGACGAUGGCCCCUCACAGUGGCACAAGCUGUGUCCCAUUGCCCAGGGCGACCGCCAGUCUCCCAUCAACAUCGUGUCCAGCCAGGCUGUUUACUCAGCCAGCCUGAAGCCACUGGAGCUUUCCUACGAGGCCUGCACGUCCCUCAGCAUCACCAACAACGGCCACUCCGUCCAGGUGGACUUCAACGACAGCGAUGACCGAGCCGUGGUGACUGGGGGCCCCCUGGACGGGCCCUACCGGCUCAAGCAGUUCCACUUCCACUGGGGCAAGAAGCACGGCGUGGGCUCCGAGCAUACGGUGGACGGCAAGUCGUUCCCCAGCGAGCUGCACCUGGUCCAUUGGAACGCCAGGAAAUACAACACCUUUGGGGAGGCGGCCUCGGCACCUGACGGCCUGGCUGUGAUUGGUGUCUUCUUAGAGACAGGAGAUGAGCACCCCAGUAUGAACCGCCUGACAGAUGCUCUCUACAUGGUCCGGUUUAAGGGCACCAAGGCCCAGUUCAGCUGCUUCAACCCCAAGUGCCUCCUGCCCACCAGCCGGCACUAUUGGACUUAUCCUGGUUCCCUGACGACGCCCCCGCUGAGCGAAAGCGUCACCUGGAUCGUGCUUCGGGAACCUAUCUACGUCUCUGAGCGGCAGAUGGAGAAGUUCCGGAGCCUGCUCUUUACCUCAGAAGACGAUGAGAGGAUCCACAUGGUGAACAACUUCCGGCCACCACAGCCACUGAAGGGCCGGGUGGUCAAGGCCUCCUUCCGGGCCUGA